AAUACAAGGUUUUAAGUAACCUCGACCAUAUCGCUUGGUUGAAUGAUUUCCACUCGAUUCUCAUGAUACGGGUACGUCGACGUCGUUCGUAACUUUAGGAGGGUACCGUUUAACAACACACAGCAAUAUGGCAGAACAAAAACCAGUGAUGCAGCAACCCGGUCAGCAGCCACCGCCAGCGCAACAACCACCUGGUCAGCCUUACGCUGGACCACCACCUGGUCAGCCUAACGCUGGACCACCACCUGGUCAGCCUAUGCAAUAUUACAACUAUGGUCAAGCUCCACCUGGAGCCCAGCCUCCAGCGUAUGGCCAGCCUCAGUCGUAUGGACAACCAAUGCAGCCCCAGUAUGGUCAGGCUGGAGUAGUUAUUCCAAUGAACAUUCCUGGACAACCCCAGGUGGUGCAGUGGAUGUCUCGUCCCGAGGCCAUUCCUGGCUGUCCCCCCGGACUGGAGUACCUCACCCAGAUUGAUCAACUCCUCAUCAAACAGCAGAUUGAGAUCUUGGAAUUGUUUACUGGCUGGGAGAUGGCAAACAAGUACAAGGUUCUCAACAACCAGGGACAGCAGGUUUUCUUUGCCGCAGAAGAGUCGGAGACCUGUGAGCGUCAGUGCUGUGGACCAAACCGAGGUUUCAACCUUCACAUCACCGACAACUCAGGGCAGGAAAUCAUCAAAUGCACUCGUGAGUUUAAGUGCUGUGUGGGAUGCUGCUGGUGUGCCAAUGCUGAUGGCUGUGCCCAUGAAAUCGCUGUCGAGGCGCCCCCGGGCACAAUUGUUGGAUAUGUCAGGCAGGAGCAGAGUUGUUGGACUCCACACUACAGUAUCCGAGAUGCCAACCAUGAACCCGUUCUCAAUGUCAAGGGACCAUGCUGUGUGAUGAACGGAUGCUGCUGGGACCAGGAAUUUAUUGUUUGGUCCAAGGACUGGUCAGCUGAGGUCGGAAAACUCAGCAAGCAAUGGAGUGGAUUUGCCAAGGAGUACUUUACAGAUGCUGACAACUUUGGAAUCACCUUUCCCAUGGAUCUGGAUGUCAAAAUGAAGGCAGUCAUGUUGGGUGCUAUUUUCCUCAUUGAUUUCAUAUUCUUUGAGCAGAAACAGAACAACCGCUAAGCCUUAUUACCCUACAGAAAAUCCGUAACCUCUACCAAGGAAACAUUGUGAAAUCCAGAAACUUGACUACAAUAUUCAUCUUCUACUGCGUGUAAAUACAAACACCCAUAAACAAGAAAAAAAUUAACACCUUAUAACCAAAGAGGCAGAUUCUUCACGGAUUUUAUACUACUGUGCACUUCAUUUCAUCUUUCUUAGCGCCUCAUGACUGAGGAACAACAUGUUGGGAACAUAUUUCUUGGAUUUUUUUACAUUUUGUUUUAAUCAUGUGCAUAACUGGACUGGUAACACUUACACAAAUAUUUAUUUAUAUUGCAGAAAUACUGUUUUUGUCAUUUUUACAAACUCCAAUGUGUGCAAGAGAGGUUUGCUAUGAAAACCAUUUAUUUUCUAUACACAUUCUUGUGAUCAAUGAAACUUGAUAUUUUGUUUAAAUACAAGAACUGUAUUCCCGUUUUAAGAACCUAUUUUCCUGUGAAAGAAAUGUGUUGAAUUUUAAUGUUAUGAUUUUACAUGAGAAAGAUAACUAAGGGAAACUUGACAGCAUGCCUUCAAGGGGAUUCGGUCCAAUUUUAUGAUGCAUAUAAUCUAUAAAAAGCAUUCUUUCUUUUUGAUAAAUGCCCCUAAACAUUUCAAGUUUUUUAGCAUUGGGUACUUAAUACAGAGGAUACAGUGUUCCUUAUCUUCUAGCUAAAGAGGUGUCGAAUAAACAAUAUAAAUGCAUUAUUUCUUUCUACGGGUUCAUGUUUGUUAUGAUCUAUUUAUUAUUAUUUUGCAAGAUUUUGAAUUGGAACACAAUUUUAAUAUCUAUCUGAUGAAUUGUAUUGUAUUAAAAAUUGUAGUUAUGCAAUAGGGAGACAAUAAAAUUUUAUUCUCGUAUUUCUAGUAAUUUUGGUGAUUUGUACAUACUCAAGUUUUAUAAGCUCCUUUCAGGAAUCCAGCUUUCCCUAUGUUUGUUACAUAUCCAUGUCCUAGACCUGUUGUACAUAUCUUAUGUCUAUAACAUCUCACUGUUCAGUUGUAUCAUUACUAUGUAAACAAUGAUAUUGUGUUUUUAUAUUUUUUGAGUAAAAAAAAAUAUCAAUUUUGAUAAACAAAUUUGAACUGUUGCUUUAAUAUCAAUUUCUAUCAUAAAUGGAAUAUUUCAUUAACUUGUUUCACCCCUGAAAUUUUGAAAAUAAACUAUUCCAACAUUUGAAUUGGGAGAGUUCAAAUGUGUCUUCAGGGGUGAAUGAGUUAAUGUACUGUCAAGAAUACAUUUACUAGGAUUUUUUUGUGUGGAAUUUUAUCAUACUUUGUUGGAUGGCUGAGUGGAGAGUGCACUCGCCUUCAUCAAGGCAGCCAGAGUUUGAUUUCCCGAUGGGAUGUGAAUAUAUAAAGGAGUCGCCUGCACGAUUAUCUGGGUUUUCCUCAGGUUCACCCCUUCUUUAAAACCCCCGUGUUCUACCAUCCAGGCCAACAACAGUGAUUUAUAUAAGUUAAGGAACUUGUUUCAUAAUUGUUGUAAAAGAUUAUCAGACUUAAUUUUAAUAAUUGAAGAAGUUGAAGACGCAUUCAAUUCCUGUUCACAAAUGUUGAUUUUUUUAUCUCCCCGUGCGACUGUGGCAUAAACAUCAAGGUUUUUUUUCGGUUCACUAAGUUUCACUGAAAGUAUAAGUGCUAGACCAACCAAACCUGGACCAUAGAUGCAUCCUAUAGGUAGUACAUCUCAACCAAUGCAUCAAAUGCUGGAUGCCGUCUACCUUUCAUGGUAUAGUGACUUUGUCAGCAUCUCCAUCAACAUUAAAGUUUUGGGAUUUAAGUUAGUUUCUCUGAACAUUUUAGUGCUACACUAACCAAACUUGCACCAUAGCUUGCAUUGAUGGUCAAAGCGGGACACAGGUGAGACAUAUCAAUCUAAAUGGCUUGUUUUGUUCUGAAAAUAGACAUUAAGGAUAGGUUCCCUUUGUUUAAACACGUAAAAAGCCACAUGCUAUCUUUCAGUAAAACUAAAUGAGUUUGAAAACCUAUAAAAUUCACAAAAGCCUAGCACUUGUAUGAAUUGCUUGUGUAAAUAAUGUUUAUAACUAAAUCACUUUAUGCAAAAGUUUCUGUUUAACAGUUGUGGCAAGGAAAUUAAUGCAUACAUCUUCAGUGUUGUCUUUGUUGUUCUUAAUUUAAAAUUUCAUUUUUCAUACAUGUACAAUGAUGUUUUAUUCCGUAUGCUCAUGCCUUGUGUAUAUAUUGGGAAGAAUUUCUGCAAAUAUUUCAGUCAUCUCUGAAAAAUUCUUAUACUUGUAUGUUACACUGAAUAAUAGGUUUUAUAUCAAAAUUUUAACUCCAUGACCAUUUAAGAUACAUUUUUACGGCCUAUGAUACAGCUUAUGAAUAAUUUUGCCUAAUAUACUGCCUGUACGCUUUAUUCGGAACAUAUCCAUUUAAAACAUAUACAUGAUAUUAUUUUUAUAAGAUAUCUUUAAAUUUGUAAGGAAAUUUUAUUGGCUAAAUAUGAAUAGAUCAUCAGAACUUCAUCAAAUUGUCUGUUGAGGCAGGUCCCGAACUUAAAAAAAGUUCGAAUAAAAUGGACCUUUUUGAAAUAUAUUUUACACAUUGUGAUUAUCUUCAUCAGCAUUAAUAGUUGAAUUUUGGUGAUUUCUUUGUAGGUAAAUAGACUUUUAAACCUUUUAGACAUUCCUUCGUUGUGUGAAACUCGUCAUGACAAUCAAGCAAUUUCUAGUGAAUUUGUUAAUAAUAGUAUUUUAAUUCUGGUAUCUUAGAACUUGAUUUUAUUCAAUGUUUGUUGUUUUAAUUUUGUUGUCACGGAAAUAGCAUCACAUUAUUUAUGGGACCUAUUUUAGACAAAAUUGCGGAACAUGGAGUAGAAAUUUCAUUGUUUGUGCAUGGUAGAAGCCCUGAAGAAAAAAUAAAAUUCAAUUAAAAACUUUU
This is a messenger RNA of Mizuhopecten yessoensis (Yesso scallop), 4039 nucleotides long. RefSeq names its product phospholipid scramblase 2-like. Gene Ontology annotation, cellular component: plasma membrane. Gene Ontology annotation, biological process: plasma membrane phospholipid scrambling. The record is from RefSeq and is a predicted model, not a curated record. NCBI's taxonomy places the organism in Eukaryota, Metazoa, Mollusca, Bivalvia, Pectinida, Pectinidae. The transcript has 11 exons. The coding region runs from base 128 to 1114 and encodes 328 amino acids. Gene Ontology annotation, molecular function: phospholipid scramblase activity.